AUGGACCCCGAAGCCGUCGCUGUAGUCGUAGUGCUACUCGGUGCUUGCACAGCAUCUCUAGCUGCUGCUACGUUUGACAAGCGUUGUUGCAGGCGUCCACCUACUGGUAAACUACGGUGUGAUCGUCAAUCUUUUUUACUGUUGUACCGCGAAUUCCACGCCGCGUGUAAACGCAAGCCAGCAGCCAACAGUAAGUGCCCUCUGGUUAAGCGAUUUGCUCUAACAAUACUUUACCUAGCGCAGGGAGGAACCAUGGACGAGGCCGCCACGGUGCUGGGAAUUUCGCGCCCACGUUCCGUGGUGAUUCUACCUAAAGCUAGCGAAGUAGCCUCUCUAGAAGCCGGCUUUUUCGCGGUUGCGGGGUUCCCAGGUGUGGUUGGAGCGGUGGAUGGAACGUUGAUUGCUAUACCACGCCCUGAUUUUGAGGGCUGGUAUUGCCGCAAAGGAUUUCCUGCUGUCAACGUCCAAGCGGUUGUUGAUCAUACCGGAGCAUUCCGCUCAAUAUCCAUUCGUUCGGGCUCCAACAAUGACCAGUCAUUAUGGAAUGGCACUUGCUGGCCGAUGCUGGCUACAAAAUAUGGGGGCACAUGCUAA
Messenger RNA from Phytophthora infestans T30-4, 594 nucleotides. RefSeq lists its product as uncharacterized. Gene Ontology annotation, molecular function: transposase activity; DNA binding. NCBI's taxonomy places the organism in Eukaryota, Oomycota, Peronosporomycetes, Peronosporales, Peronosporaceae. The transcript has 4 exons. The coding region runs from base 1 to 594 and encodes 197 amino acids. The record is from RefSeq and is a predicted model, not a curated record. Gene Ontology annotation, biological process: DNA transposition.